UGCAACCGAGUAAAGUAAAUGUUUUUGUUGCGAAAAUUCAAGUAGCAUAUUAAGUGAUUUACUUUUGGUUCCUGUAAUUUAUGUUUUUAAAAUAUUUUCUCGUUUAAAAAAUGUAUAAAAGGACAAUCGCCAAUUAAGAACUAGUAGUCCUAUAGUUAUUCAUCAUGGUUUAUAUGAAUACUGGUCGUUAUAAAGCUGAUCCUCUGAAUUCUGGCGGAGAAUCUGUCGGAAAACAAGAAGAUAACAGUGAGAGACGGCUACAGCAGUCCUUAUUUAAUGAUGAAAUUGACUCAAAAUUCGGUUUUGAUCGCUAUAAAGAAGGUGUUGAGCGUAAAGCAUGGCUUUAUAACAUGCACUCGACUGAGAUUUUAGAUGAAGAUAAGAGACUUAUCAGCGCUGUUGAUUUCUAUUUUGUUGAAGAUGAUGGUUCAAGAUUCAAAGCAACUUUACCAUACAAACCUUAUUUUUAUGUAGCAACGGUCAAAGGUGCCGAACAAGAAGUUGCUUCUUAUUUAACUCGAAAGUAUGGUGGUCUUAUUAGUAAAGUUGAAAUCGUCCAGAAAGAAGAUCUUGAAUUGUCUAAUCAUUUAUCUGGUUUGAAAGGAAAGUUUGUGAAGCUUAUGUUUUCUGCUAUAAAUGAUUUGACUAAAGUUCGUAAAGAUAUUAUGCCUCAUGUUAGGAAGAAUAAGGAAAAGGUUAAAAACUCGAAAUCAUUUAAUGAAAUAUUAAACAAACAUCCGGAGACAGGAACGUCAAAGAAAAUGUUUGAACAGAUUGAUAGUAUUAUUGACAUUAGAGAAUAUGAUGUCCCGUUUCAUGUCAGGGUAUCAAUUGACUUAAAAAUAUUUGUUGGCCAUUGGUAUUUUGUUAAAGGUUGUGGAAAUCUUCCUAAUGAAAUAAGGCUUUGUGAAGAGCUUCUACAACCUGUUGAUAUAACUGUUCUUGCCUAUGAUAUUGAAACAACAAAACUCCCUCUCAAAUUCCCUGAUGUAGCUACUGAUCAAAUUAUGAUGAUAUCAUAUAUGAUAGAUGGGCAAGGAUUUCUUAUCACUAAUCGUGAAAUUGUGUCAUCUGAUGUUGAUGAUUUUGAGUAUACUCCUAAACCAGAAUUUGAAGGUAACUUCAUUGUAUUCAAUGAAGCAAACGAAGAAGCUUUGAUUCAGAAGUUUUUUGAUCAUAUUCUAGAAGUAAAGCCUCUUGUAUUUGUCACAUAUAAUGGAGACAAUUUCGAUUUUAAAUUCGUUGAAGCUAGAGCUGCUGUGUACCAGCUUAAUAUGCUGAAAGAAAUUGGCUUUUCACAGAGUAGAGAUGGAUUUUAUCUAUCUAGACCUUGUGCUCAUCUUGAUUGCCUUCAUUGGGUAAAGAGAGAUAGUUAUUUACCUGUCGGCAGUCAAAACUUGAAAGCUGUGGCAAAAGCAAAACUAAGAUAUGAUCCAGUUGAACUAGAUCCUGAAGACAUGUGUCGUAUGGCUGCUGAGCAACCUCAAGUAUUAGCCAGCUAUUCAGUUUCUGAUGCUGUAGCAACAUAUUAUUUGUAUAUGAAAUAUGUGCAUCCUUUCAUAUUUGCUUUAUGUACUAUUAUCCCAAUGGAACCUGAUGAGGUUUUAAGAAAAGGUUCUGGUACUUUAUGUGAAUCAUUAUUGAUGGUAAAAGCCUAUCACGCAAAUAUCAUUUUCCCCAACAAACAAGAGAGUGUAUUGAACAAACUGACUGAAGAUGGACAUGUUCUAGAUCAAGAGACAUAUGUUGGUGGUCACGUUGAAUCUCUCGAAGCUGGCGUGUUUAGAGCCAAUUUGCCGUGUAGAUUCAGACUCGUGCCAGAAGCUCUUCAAAAGUUGAUGAAAGAUGUCGAAAGGACGCUUAAAUUUUCAAUUGAAGUGGAAGAAAAUGUUCCAAUUGAUCAAGUUCUUAAUUUAGAGGAAGUGACCAAUGAAAUUGUUGAAAAGUUACGUAAUCUUCGAGAUUGUCCAUCAAGGUUAGAAAAUCCACUAAUUUAUCAUUUGGAUGUAGGUGCUAUGUAUCCUAACAUAAUUUUGACAAAUCGUCUUCAGCCAUCUGCUAUGGUUGAUGAAACAACCUGUGCAGCCUGUGACUUUAAUAAACCUGGUGCUAGAUGCCAAAGAAUAAUGCCAUGGACUUGGCGUGGUGAAUGUAUGCCUGCUUCCAGAGGUGAAUUUCAGCGUAUUCAACAACAGCUUGAGACUGAAACUUUCCCUUCUUCAGAAGCAGGUGGCAAGCCUGUGGCUUUUCAUGAACUCAACAAAGAAGAACAGGCUUCUGUAGAAAAAAAACGUUUAACAGAAUACUGUAGGAAAGCUUAUAAAAAGACUCAUGUGACUCGAAUUGAAAUCCGGGACUCCACCAUUUGUCAGAAAGAAAACUCGUUCUAUGUUGACACUGUUCGAGCUUUUAGAGAUCGUCGAUAUGAGUUUAAAGGGCUCUUAAAAGUUGCGAAGAAGAAAGUGGCCGAAGCUGUUGCUGCUGGUGAUGCAUCUGCUAUUAAAUCAUCCAAAACUCUGGAAGUUUUGUAUGAUUCCUUGCAAUUGGCUCAUAAAUGCAUUUUAAACUCUUUUUAUGGGUAUGUAAUGAGAAGAGGAGCCCGUUGGUACAGUAUGGAAAUGGCUGGUAUUGUGUGUCACACCGGAGCAGGCAUAAUUACUAAAGCUAGAGAAAUUGUUGAACAGAUAGGUAGACCUCUUGAGUUGGACACUGAUGGAAUUUGGUGCAUCCUUCCAUCUUCUUUCCCAGAAAAUUUUGUUAUCAAAACUACCAAUCCCAAAAAGCCAAAGUUGCAUAUUUCAUACCCUGGAGCUAUGUUAAAUGUUAUGGUUAAAGAUCACAAUACUAACGAUCAGUAUCAUGAACUGGUGGAUCCUGUGAAUCGAGUAUACGAAAUACGCAAUGAAAACUCUAUUUUCUUUGAAGUUGAUGGACCUUAUUUGGCCAUGGUAUUACCAGCUUCGAAAGAAGAGGGAAAGAAACUGAAAAAACGAUAUGCUGUUUUCAACUUUGAUGGUUCCCUUGCAGAACUCAAAGGUUUUGAAGUGAAAAGGAGGGGUGAAUUGCAGCUUAUCAAAAUAUUUCAGUCAUCUGUUUUUGAUGCAUUUUUAAAGGGAAAGACACUUACUGAAUGUUAUGCAUCUGUAGCAAAAGUAGCUGAUUAUUGGCUUGAUGUUCUCUAUUCUAAAGCAUCCAAUAUGCCCGAUAAGGAACUCUUUGAUUUGAUAUCUGAAAACAGGAGUAUGUCUCGUAAGCUAGAAGAAUAUGGUAGUCAAAAAUCUACAUCCAUCAGCACAGCUAAGCGAUUAGCUGAAUUUCUUGGUGAUCAAAUGGUGAAAGAUGCUGGACUAAGUUGUCGUUUCAUCAUCUCUAAGAAACCAGAAGGCUGUCCUGUUACUGAACGGGCAAUACCUUUGGCAAUUUUUCAAGCUGAACCAAGCAUUAAAAAACAUUACCUGAGAAAAUGGCUUAAGUCUCCGGGGUUAACAGAUUUUGAUAUUCGUACUAUAUUAGAUUGGGAAUAUUACAUUGAGAGGUUUAGUAGUGCCAUUCAAAAAAUCAUUACUAUACCUGCUGCUUUGCAACAAGUUCCCAACCCUGUUCCACGUGUUGCACAUCCUGACUGGCUUCACAAACGGUUAUUGGAAAAAAAUGAUAGUUUGAAACAGAAGAAGAUCACUGAAAUAUUUUCUCACAAAGAAAAGACUUUUCCGGAGGAAGCAGAAGAAUCACCUAUUCUUGAUGUUGAAGAUCAAUGUCUUCCUUCAACUAGUAAAACUGUAAUUCCUGUUUGUAAUAAAAGAAAAGCUUCUCGUGAUGCAAAAGGUGGGAAAUCGUCUAAACAGAAAAAUAUGUUUAGUGAUUCAGAGCUAGCCCAAUCUUGGCGGGAAGUCCUAGGUGCACCUCCAAAAUUUGGAAAAACUAAAGAAGAACUUGUUACAUGGUAUAUUUAUCAGAAGAAAAAGUGGGCUUUUCAGUUGGCUCAAAGAAAAGCCAAAAGUUCUGAAUCUGGAAGAGUGGUAAAUUCUGCUCCACUUAGACAAACUGGAAAUAAAAACAUAUCGGGAAUUGGUCAAUUCUUGAGAAAAGCUAAAAAGACUGUUUUGGAUAGUCCUUGGCAAAUCAUUCAAGUUGCUGAAACUGGUCAUUAUGGAAUUUAUAAACUGUGGGUUCUAAUUGAAAAUGAUUUACAUAGUAUAAAGUUGAAUAUACCUCGAAUAUUUUAUGUCAAUCAGCGUGUUCCUAAAACUGGAGAAAGUGCCUUGUGGAAGAAAGUAAAUCGUAUUCUUCCCAGAUCUCAUCCAGUUCACAAUUUGUAUGAAUAUACUAUAGAAGAGGAAGUAUAUCAACAGCAUUGUAAUGAUAUAUUAGCUGAAUUAUCUUUGCCACAUGUUGAAGGAGUGUAUGAAACCCAAGUUCCCCUUAUUUUUCGAGCAUUGGUGGAGCUUGGCUGUAUAUGCACAGUGAAUCGUAAAUUUGUGAAACAAUAUGCAGCAUCUGAUAAUGACAUUUAUAAUCUGAAACACUUAGAGUUGAGAUCAGUUGCUCAAUAUAAUUACAUAGAACCAGGUACUUUGAAACUUUUGUAUUUAUAUCAUCAUUCAAGUGGUCAAAAAGCCAUGUUUGGUUUCUUUUUUCCACCAUUGAAAAAGGUUGUGGUGUAUGUCUUGGAUACUGUUCGAACAAAUCAAAUGCCAAAUUUAAACAAUUUGUUUGCUUCUGAACGAAAUUCCAAAUUGUCAUCUGGAACUGACAGCAAAUAUCUUCCAGACCCUGACUAUUCAUUUGAAGUUCAUGCAGAAAAGGAUAUUAAAGUUGUUUAUAAAGGUUUGCAAAAAUAUUUAAUGAUGUACAAAGAUGAGAAACAUGGACCAACGGCUGUUGUGAUUCAAUCGCCUAUAUCUUCUCAAGAUAUAAGUUCGUUAAUGCCAAGUUUUACUGAAUUUCCUCUGAUAUCACUUCAUAUUCACGACAAUGAUACACUUUAUCAAGUUAUGGAUUGGCAAAGAAUUGGAUCAAAAACUAUGAUGGGACACUUUAUGAAUGUUGAUUCUGCAAUUGCAGUGUUACUUGAGCAAUGCCGUUAUUUCCAUGUACCUGUUGGUAAUUUGCCACAAGAUGCCUCCUUAUUUGCCACUGAUGUCUUUUUCGCUCGUCAGUUACAUAAGCAAAAUUUCAUUCUGUGGUGCUCACCAACUGAGCGUCCCGAUUUGGGCGGUAAAGAAGCUGAUGAUAAUCGUCUGUUAGCUGAAUCUGAAACUGUCAUUGCAGAGGUUUGUAAUCCCGGUGUUUAUCCCAAUGUGAGUGUGGAAAUUCUCCUUGAUACCAUGGCAGUUUCAACUGUUCUACAAGCUCAGAAUUUGGUUGAACUGGAAGGAACUAGUGCCAGCAUUGCUUUUGACACUGGUACAUCUUCCUCAUUAGCUGAAAUGAUGUCCGGUAGUGGGGCUACAUCAAACGUUGGAAUUUACGAUGAAAGUGCUCUAUGUGCCGGAGCUUUUCGUGUGCUGCGAGGUAUGGUUGUUGGGUGGGUACGUGAAGUACUUCAUUACAGGAAUGUAUUUGCUGACAAUCAAAUAGUCAACUUAUAUCGUUGGCUUCGAUCCCCUCAGUCACUUUUAUAUGAGCCAGCAAUUAAACAAAUUCUUAGUAACCUGAUGAAGAAAAUGUUCACCCAACUUUUGUUUGAAUAUCAAAAACUAGGAGCUAUUGUUAUCUAUGCAUCCUGUACUAGAAUUAUCAUUUGUACAAAGCGUAAGUCUGUUAUUGAUGCUGUGUCUUAUGCCAGAUAUGUAAAUGAAUGUAUUCGCAACAAAGAACUUUUCCACGGUGUGAAAUUAGAAGUGGAAACCUGUUGGGAAUAUUUAUUAUGGCUGGAUACUGUAAAUUAUGGUGGAGUUAAAGUAAAAAAUUUAGACAAUCUCAAUGGCGGUGAUCAGGGUGAACAAGAUGAAAAUGACAACCGGGAAUUGCCUUUACGAUUCAAUUUAGCUAAGUUUUUGCCUGCAGUUGCUAACAUAAAAGACACUUUCUACGAUGUUCUUGACAAUUAUAUUCAAACAGCGUUUGAUUAUUAUCAAAAACACUCGGAAGAAAUUGUGAAUCCCGAUGAGCCUAGUCAGCCUCUUGAAACUGAAGAUAAUUAUGAGAACUUCACAGAUGAUUUAGCCAAGUAUGUUAGAAGUGAUCUUGCUCAUACAUUGUAUAUAUUAGUUGAAAAAAUCAAAAAGAAGUUUCCUUCUGAAUUAGGUCCUAAUGGAGAGAAUGUCUUUCCAGUUUUGCCUGGAUCUCACUUGAAAAUGACUAGUCCUGCUUUGGAAUUUACUAAAGCUGUUUGUAAAGUGUUGUCUUUAGACAACAAAUUGAGUGAUGUUGUUCUUAAAGUUCGCAGGGACCUCUUGAGGAUCGUCGGAGUGAAAGAAUUCAGCGAUGAAGCGGAAUGGAAAGAUCCAUGCCUCUCCUUCGUGUUAACUGAAGUAAUUUGCAAAACAUGCAGCACUUGUGAAAACAUAGAUUUAUGCAGAGAGCAAGUUGAUAAUAGUGGUUUUGCAGGAAUCCCAGUGUGGAGAUGCAGCAUCUGCAAUUCCAUAUACGAUACAAAAGAAAUAGAGUCUAUGAUGAUUGAGUGCAUUCAGAAGAAGUCUAUGGCUCAUGUUAUCCAAGACUUACAGUGUAUGAAAUGCAGGAUGGUUAAAGAUAGAAACAUGUCGAGGUUUUGUUCCUGUGCCGGACGUUUUAGUACGCUUCUGCCUAUAGAUGAUUUUGGACAAACUUUGAAAACUUUUCUUAAUAUUGCUGAUUAUUUUAAAAUGAAAAAAUUAAGUGAUGUUGUGUCUUGGGUGUUGAAAAUGAACCCCCAAAUUAAACUGUGAUCUAUUGGUUUUUUAAAUUUUCUCUGCACUUAAACUUGAAAGUAAUGAGAAAUAUGUACAUACAGCAUUUUUUUUUUUAAAAUUUACUUUUAAAUCAUUUGCUAUUGUUUCUAUCAUUUGAUGUUUAUUUUAAAACCUUUUUAUAAAUUUUGUAAUUUCCCUCGUUAUUUAUUUCAGUGUA
Parasteatoda tepidariorum (common house spider) is the source of this 7053-nucleotide messenger RNA. It is a transcript of the gene PolE1, whose product is annotated as DNA polymerase epsilon catalytic subunit 1. The record is from RefSeq and is a predicted model, not a curated record. Gene Ontology annotation, cellular component: epsilon DNA polymerase complex; nucleus. Gene Ontology annotation, biological process: base-excision repair, gap-filling; mitotic cell cycle; DNA replication. Gene Ontology annotation, molecular function: DNA binding; nucleotide binding; single-stranded DNA 3'-5' DNA exonuclease activity. Lineage: Eukaryota; Metazoa; Arthropoda; Arachnida; Araneae; Theridiidae.